This is a messenger RNA of Paramisgurnus dabryanus, 2421 nucleotides long. It is a transcript of the gene ttyh2, whose product is annotated as tweety family member 2. Gene Ontology annotation, cellular component: plasma membrane. Gene Ontology annotation, molecular function: intracellularly calcium-gated chloride channel activity; volume-sensitive chloride channel activity. The record is from RefSeq and is a predicted model, not a curated record. NCBI's taxonomy places the organism in Eukaryota, Metazoa, Chordata, Actinopteri, Cypriniformes, Cobitidae.
UCAUUGGUCGGACGGACGAAGACGCGCAGGAAUGGCAGCGGCAGCACGAGACCGGGAUUUAACGAAAUAAUUAUACCUUUUACUUUACAUUUACGUGCUGUGCUUCGGCGAAAUAAUCUGUUGUCUUCGCGUGCACCUUUUUAUCACUUUUGUUUCAGUCACAAAUACAUUUGAGAUCCAAACGCAUGGCUUUUGUUUGAAAAGAGUGUGAACGGGAAAGAAGCGAAACACCCAGUAGUCGGACGGAUCGUCUUUAUCUUGAAAAGAAAGUCAUUUAUUCAUCUCAUCUGCUUUGGAAAUAUAAAUGAUGUCUUCAGCUCGGGUAGAUUAUAUCGCUCCAUGGUGGACUUACUGGCUCAAUCAGUUUCCUCAUGUGAAUUUGAGAUUUCAACCUUUGGAUCACACGUUUAAACCUCAGGAUGAAAACUACCAGCAGUCUCUCAUCUUUAUCGGUUGUGUAGCAGCAGCCGGUCUCGGAUUAAAUUUGCUAUGCCUGGCCAUAUACAUGAGCUUUCUCUGCUGCUGUCGGAAAGAUGAGGAAGAAGAGGAGAGUAAGAAGUCCAACUCCUGCUGUGUCACAUGGGCGGCUGUUGCUGCCGGGCUCAUCUGCUGUGUUGCAGUAGGAGUGGGUUUUUAUGGAAACAGUGAAACAAAUGAUGGGUUGUACCAGCUGACCUAUUCCCUCUACAAUGCCAACCACACACUCACAGGAGUGGACAGUUUGGUGACUGGGACUAUGGGAGGAAUGCAGAAUGGCCUUAAGGAGCACUUGUACCGAUUGAAUGAGAUUUUUGCAGUGCGAGGAGACUUUGUUCAGACCCUGCAGUUCAUGCAACAAAUGGCAGACAACGUCAUUAAGCAGCUACUGGGACUUCCUGAAUGGGAAAAAGCAAAUGUAGACCUGGCCGCCAUAGCAGAUCAGACGGCAUAUGUGGAGUAUUACAGGUGGUUGACAUACCUGCUGAUUCUGAUUUUGGAUCUGGUAAUCUGUCUGGCUGCCUGUCUCGGCCUGGCCAAACAAUCCCGCUGGUUGCUCACCACAAUGAUGGUGUUUGGUGUUCUCACUCUCAUCCUGAGCUGGGCGUCUCUUGGAGCGGAUGUGGCCACAGCAGUGGGCACAAGUGAUUUCUGUGUUUCGCCCGACAAAUAUCUGAUGAACCAAACCAAAGAUGUUAUCAGUUCAGAUAUCGUGCACUAUUACCUGUACUGCAGCCAGACCCUGCCAAACCCAUUUCAACAGUUUGUUUCGCAGUCCCUGACGCUCUUCCAGAGAUCUCUAACCACCAUGCAGAUUCAGAUUCAGGGGCUUUUGCAGUUUGCUGUGCCUCUCUUUCCCACAGCAGAGGGGGAUUUAUUGAAUAUUCAGCAGUUAUUGAAUAAUUCAGAGGCCAGUUUACACCAGCUUACAGCCCUGCUGGACUGCAGAGGACUCAAUAAGGACUAUCUGGAUGCCCUGAUGGGUGUGUGUUAUGAUGGUGUAGAGGGUUUACUGUAUCUGUGUCUGUUCUCUCUGCUGGCUGCCACAGCCUUCUCUAUCAUGUUGUGUGCUAUCCCAAGAGCAUGGAGGCAGAUCGCUAACAGAGAACGGGAUUAUGAUGACAUGGAUGAAGGAGACCCGUUCAACCCUCAGGGUCGACGAAUGACGUCGCAUCACUCGCAUCCAGCCAACAUGCACAGUUUCUGUAGUUACAGUAGCAGCUUGGGCAGUCAGACAAGUCUUCACCCUCCUACACAGGCGGUGUCCAACGCCCCUGUCUCAGAGCACAUGGGCCAGUCUGUGCUGUUUGGUGGUAACCCUCGCUUUGAAAAUGUGCCUCUGAUCGGUAGAGGAUCUCCUCCCCCUUCGCUUUACUCACAGCCAUAUAGAAACAGCUAUUCUCCAACUAUGAGAGCUACCUACCUCUCCAUGACUGAGGACCAGAUCAGACACUUUGGCGAGGAUUUCCGGGCAUAGAACUGAUCUCCUUUCCCCGGAAAUGUACAUGUUUUUCCGACAUGAUUCAGACCAGGAAUAUGGAUGCACAGAGAACUCUUUUUUUGUGUUUGACUCUAUCUGAAUUUGCCGGACCACAGUGUGGGAAACCUCAUUUUGGGAUCUCCCUGUGUGUGUGUGUGUGUGUGUGUGUGUGUGUGUGUGUGUGUGUGUGUGUGUGUGUGUGUGUGUGUGUGUGUGUGUGUGUGUGUGUGUGUGUGUGUGUGUGUGUGUGUGUGUGUGUGUGUGUGUGUGUGUGUGUGUGUGUGUGUGUGUGUGUGUCCAGAUGUGUGCGUGCUUGUGUGUAUGUGUGUUUGUCAUUAAUCCUGAUGGUGCAUCUACUGACAUGCUACUGUGAGGUGCUGAAAUGUCUAUUCUGUAAUACUCUGUUUGUUUACUUUCUGUGUUUCAAUCAGGUGUAUUGGUCUUCCCUAUAAAGCUGUUUAGGC